AUGACUGGUGGUCGUGGUCGUAAUUGGUGUGGACAGAUUUCGAAUGAGAAAGUCCCCUACCAUGAAUGCAGUGUACAAUAUGUGAAUUUUGAAGACUUGCAGAGGCAGGUUGCGGAGUUAACCCAGCGUCUACUGGCACAAAACAUGGAGAUGUAUCGCGAUAUUGACGAUUGGAGUUCUCCACCGACUUAUGAUACAUAUGUCAAUGAUGAAGAUCUUAUAGAGAGUGAAGAUGGGGAUAUUAUCGACUGCGUUGACAUCUACAAACAACCUGCUUUUGAUCAUCCUGCUUUAAGGAACCACACUAUUCAGAUGAGACCCAGUUUUAGUUUCCCAAAUGGGUCUUCUGAUCGGCCGUCGGUGCCAUUUCAAACUUGGCAAAAGAGUGGAAGUUGUCCAGAGGGAACCAUUCCCAUUCGCAGAGUUCGAAGGGAAGAGUUAUUGAGCAGUACUGCUUCCCUUGAGCACUUCGGAAGGGAUGGCCCGCGAACUUCCCCGGCAGUCAACACAACAAGUGAGCUCUUUGUAUACCAUAACGGCUCCAAAAUCGCCAUCUAUCCUGUACCUGACCACUCGACUUCAUUUCUUAUUGCAACGGGAUAUAAUUUUGUUGGAGCUAGAGGAGACAUAAAUGUUUGGAGUCCAAGAGUUGAAUCAUCCGAUGAAUACACUACUGCUCAAAUUUGGCUGAAAAAUGGCCUCGGCGACAUUGAAACUUUAGAAGCUGGCUGGAUGGUCAACCCAAAGUUAUUUGGUGAUGCAAAACCCCGACUAUUUGGACGUUGGACCUUGGACGCGUACCGAACGACAGGCUGCAUUAACCAUAUUUGCCCUGGGUUUAUACAAACUAGCAAAAAGGUGGCAUUAGGAGCAGCUGUUCAACCUUUGUCAGUGAGUGGAGGACAGCAAUAUCAGAUGAGCAUUCGCAUUGACCACGAUCCAAGCAGCGGCAGCUGGUGGCUAGCAUAUGGUGAUGAAACAGUAGGUUAUUUUCCGGGAAGUAUCCUCAAUUAUCUGCAACGGAGUGCCACCAAAGUUCAUUGGGGAGGAGAUGUUUACAGCAAAAGGGUAAAGAAAGAAAACAGCCCCCACACAGCAACAGCCAUGGGGAGUGGGGAUUUUGCAAAUGGUCUGUGGGGAGUGGCGUCUUAUAUUGAAAAGAUUAGGAUCGUGGAUGGGUACCUUCUGCUGAAGUACCCUCAAUGGGUAUCUAAUUUCAGCGAGGAACCCAAUUGCUAUACGGCGUAUAACUACCGGAAAAAUCCUGCUGACGAGCCUAUUUUCUACUUUGGUGGGCCUGGUCGGAACCCUAAUUGUCCAUGA
Messenger RNA from Alnus glutinosa, 1323 nucleotides. RefSeq names its product protein neprosin-like. The transcript has 8 exons. Bases 1 to 1323 code for a protein of 440 amino acids. Lineage: Eukaryota; Viridiplantae; Streptophyta; Magnoliopsida; Fagales; Betulaceae. The record is from RefSeq and is a predicted model, not a curated record.